AUGGCUCGGACACGCUCAAAACCAGCCGCAAAAGUAUCUAAAGAAACCAUUCCCCCCGAAACCAUUGCACCCGCUGCACUUCCUCCCAGCGCCGCAGAUCCUCCUAGGCUAUUUAUCCUCCCGAAAGACACGUCCCCAGAUUCGCGAAUUGUCACAUUGUCUCACCCAGCGACCGCGACACCAACUCGUUACUACUUCUGUCCAGAAAAAGGAUUCUAUGAAUUUACCAAAAUCGCGGCGCCGAGAAGCUCUCCAAGGAGUUGGCUACUUGCCCCACCACGGAUACAAAAGACAGAUAUAGAUAGCAAGAGCAACGCUGCGAAAGAGGACACCGCGUCAGUGGAUAAAGGCUACAUCACCAAGUCCGCAGAUCUCUUCAUAGCCACACCACUCGAUAUACUCUUCCUUCUCCUCCCCGCUCUUGCGCCCAAGUCGACCCCAAAAGAACAUCAGAAACAGCUUUUCCUCUCCCUAGACGACCACCUCGACACCCUCGCAGCAACUUCUCCGCACCUCAGACAACUCCUACGCACCCCCAAGCUCAAGGAACGCAUAGCAAAGCGCAUGGAAUCCGUGGCCGACAUCGUCGACGCCGGCGACGAGAAAAUGUACCGCCUCUCGUACCCCAGACUCGUCUCCAUCCUCCUCCAAAAAGCAGAACGAAUGGCCGCCAACGGCCUACCCGCAUCCAUGGAAGAGAAGUUCGUCCGGAGCGCUCUCGACGUGCCUAUCUUAGACAUCCCGCGCGAAGACAGCGGGAUCAGUGUGUUCGAGAGCAGCGAGGCCGUAGACUUGCAGUCCCAAACCACCACCGCCACAACACCUACUGGAGACUCGCAAACCACAGUCAAAUCAGAGACUACAGAAGCGACAUCCACCACCUCCCUCCAACCGCCAGCAAUAUCGGCACCAGAAGGCAUCCCCCACCUCCUCCGUCUCCGCACCGCCCUCUCCCUCCUCCUCUCCCUAGUCCCGCCUACGCUUCACACGGCUAUCAACGCCUCUCUCGUAGCUCCAACAAUCGACUUCACCCCUUUAACCACCCACCUCGCGCACCUCUCUUCCCUACGGCAGAAAUCCGCCGCGCUGAGGUCCGUAUCCGACAACAUCAGCCGCAAGCGCGCCUUCGACGAGGACGCAGACGAGCAGGCCGAGAUCCGGGCGGAGAAGCGGCGGAAGAAGGAGGAGGACGAGAAAAGGAAAAAGUCCGAGAGUCGGGGGUUGAAGCAGCUGCGGAAGGCGGAUACGAGCGGGAUGAAGAAGUUGAGUAGCUUCUUUACCGCGAAGCCGGCGGUGAAGAAGUGA
Messenger RNA from Mytilinidion resinicola, 1305 nucleotides. RefSeq lists its product as uncharacterized. Gene Ontology annotation, cellular component: ribonuclease H2 complex; nucleoplasm. The coding region runs from base 1 to 1305 and encodes 434 amino acids. The record is from RefSeq and is a predicted model, not a curated record. The transcript is spliced from 2 exons. Gene Ontology annotation, biological process: RNA catabolic process; ribonucleotide metabolic process. Lineage: Eukaryota; Fungi; Ascomycota; Dothideomycetes; Mytilinidiales; Mytilinidiaceae.